AUGGCCUCUACUGCAUACGUUCCUGAAUUGACUUUUGCUGAGGGCCAUUCAGAUGCCAUCAAUGUCCUCGCGUUUUCUUCGGAUGGCUCUUAUCUAGCCAGCGGCAGCGACGACGAAACCGUGAUCAUUUGGAAGACGCUCAAGGGGACUUUCUUGUAUAGGAUCACGAUGAGGAGCAAGGUUGACAGUCUAAUAUGGCACCCGCUCCGUGAAGGCACUGUCAUCGUCGGUUGCGAGAACGGAACAGUUUCACAAGUCCACAAUCUUUCUGUGAUGUCCAGUGAAACACAUCCUAUCAACCUCGGAGUCAAAUCGCAUAUCUAUUGCAUGGAUUACGCCCCCACCACACAGCUUCUCGCAGCUGCCGUUGGUCCGCACGUUUACCUGACUCGGGAAACCACACCGAAUACAUAUGCUGGUAUCGUUAUGCUUCCCAAUCCGCCUGUAGAUGCGGUCGCUACAGAAGAGUCCCGAGAACGUCCUGUCGCUCUAAAGUUUGACUCGACUGGAACGAAUCUGGUUGUGACUCAUAUGACUCGUGGAGUGUUCUGUUGCGACGUAGAAACGCAAAAUAUACUCUGGCACAUCAAACCACCCGGAACGUAUCCUACCAUGGCCUAUUCUGCUAUCUCUCAGAACUUCCGACGCAUCGCGGUCCAUAACUUCAAGGACGGUGUGCACUUGUAUGCGAUGGGUGCCAACGGAUCGCCACGCCCACGCCUCUGCAAAUUUGAAGCCGAGCCGCGAUAUCUGCUUGCACUUCAAGUUGCAUUUAUUCAUAACGGGGAUGCGGUGGUAUGCGGGUCAUCUACUGGCAACGUUUGUAUAUGGCAAACCAGCACUGGGGAACUUUACCAGACGUUGACGCAUCCCGGUCAGUCCACAUCGCUGCAUGAUAAUGAUCGCCCUUAA
Rhodofomes roseus is the source of this 912-nucleotide messenger RNA. Its product is annotated as WD40-repeat-containing domain protein. The transcript is spliced from 5 exons. Lineage: Eukaryota; Fungi; Basidiomycota; Agaricomycetes; Polyporales; Fomitopsidaceae. Gene Ontology annotation, molecular function: protein binding. The record is from RefSeq and is a predicted model, not a curated record. The coding region runs from base 1 to 912 and encodes 303 amino acids.